Heterotrigona itama is the source of this 1507-nucleotide messenger RNA. The record is from the annotation of a GenBank genome assembly. Lineage: Eukaryota; Metazoa; Arthropoda; Insecta; Hymenoptera; Apidae.
UAUUUACAAUUACUCUAAAAAGGAAAAUGUUGCAGGAGGAGAUUAGUGUCCGAAGGAUGGCAUAGUUGUACAAUCGAACGGCAGCAUGUGCUAUGUGAUAGUCACUGGUCGUAGUUUACUGUGGACGUUGCUGUCCCUGGUGGCGUUAAUGGCGGUUUUAUCGGCGCUCAUCACUCCAAAAUGGCUCAUUGGACCGCAAAUAAAAGACACGAAGAACGGGUCAGAGUUUUACGUGCCGACGGUCGGGAUUUUCAAUCGUUGCAUCAAGCUGCACGGUAAGAAGGCUCACUGCGCGAAUUUCAACUUGGACGGCUUCGCCACGGAUUCCAGCGUAUUUCCAGGCUGCUGGAAAGCCUCGUACUUCUUCCUGUCUCUUGGCUUGGCGAUCAUGUCGAUGACGGUGCUGGCAGCUUUGGUCGGCUGCUGUAUGCAAAGCAUCGGCAGAAAGAGCAUCUUCAACUUGGCUGGUGUUGCACAGGUUAUCGCUGUUUCGACGAGUUUGUUUCUUUUUUGUUCGCUGUCGACAGGAAUAUUUUACUUGCUGGGGAUGAUCUUGUAUCCCGCGGGCUGGGGCGCUGAAAGGGUUCAGAGGAUCUGCGGACCGGAAGCCGACGCUUUCUACCUCGCCGAAUGCUCCCUAGGUUGGGCUUUCUACAGCGCCAUAAUAGGGGUUGGACUGACGUUCGUUUGCGCAGUGAUAAGUGACCAAGCAGAGAAGUCCACAGCCAGUGACAAGAUUCAGGACAAGAUGAACGAGGGAAAGACUUUAAUCUGUCUCGCGUGAAACUAGAAAGACUGGGGGGAAUAUCGAGAAUAUCCACAUCUUCGCUGGAGGAGCAAGGAUAAAGGAAACCAGACGCUCUUUUUCUUGGAUCUGUCAGAAAAAAAGGGAGGGAAGUUAUCGUGGGACCAAAUCAAUCCGAAUGGGAAUCCACUUAUCACAGAAAUGAAUCUGUUCCGUGUUCAGUUUUUCCCCAGAUUUUCAAUUAAAACGCAAUUGUUAUGAUCGUUUUAAGAGGAGGAGUACAAUUAACUGUACUUUACUACUGCCAUUUUUUUGUAUGCAAAUAAAUGUACAUGAAACAGAUAUUCAUAAGAGAAGAAUAGCAUUGUACAAGAAAUAAAUUUGGAUGCUGUUAAACACCUCUCUCAUUUUCUUUUUUUCUAAGGAUAGUGUGAGGUAGAAAUAAACGAAGGAUGCUCUUAUUCUUCUUAUUUUCCUACCCUUUCUUUUCUCUCUCUCACUUAUUUCUAUUUUUCUAUCCAUCGUAUCUUUUACUUUCUACUGAAACGCGUUUGCAUAUUUUUCUAUCGUUUUCUUUUUUUUUAUUAAUUCAUUGAGAACAAGUGUAUGGACAGCUUAGUAGUAUUUAAUAAAUAAAUAAUCGCGUAAAAAAGAGAAAGGGAACGUUCGAUGGUCGACGCAUCGUAAACAACGUCUUUGAUAAGUAGAAAAAUUCGCGUUUUCUGUUUUCGGAAAGCUGUUCUUCUUCUUCUUCUUCUUCUU